Aspergillus wentii DTO 134E9 is the source of this 2882-nucleotide messenger RNA. Its product is annotated as putative MYB DNA binding protein (Tbf1). The transcript is spliced from 4 exons. Gene Ontology annotation, molecular function: double-stranded telomeric DNA binding; protein homodimerization activity. Gene Ontology annotation, biological process: telomere maintenance via telomere lengthening. NCBI's taxonomy places the organism in Eukaryota, Fungi, Ascomycota, Eurotiomycetes, Eurotiales, Aspergillaceae. The coding region runs from base 82 to 2613 and encodes 843 amino acids. The record is from RefSeq and is a predicted model, not a curated record.
CGCCUGCGCCCUACCCCUAAGCCCUCAUUUCUGCUCUUGGAAGUCAAGAUUGCACCCCCAUUCCAUCUUGACUUGUCCAAUAUGGUAAACACGCGUGGCUCACGUCCCUCCAUUGAUGGGAAAGAGUCUUCGGAAUUUCCCACAUCUCCUUCCCCCCCUGUGGAGGACAAUGUGGCACCGAAACUCUCACACCCUCUCGACGACGACGGUUCUGUCUCCCCUCGCGCCACCAAGAAGCGCCGCAUUGGGUCUGAGCCUGAAGAUCUCGAACUCCCACCACAACCGGACCUGGCAGAUCAGGUUCCUGGAAACAAGAUCGAAGAGGAAUUAGCAUCGGCUUUGGGAUCAGGAGUGGUUGACACGGUGGAGCAACCGGUCGACAGCCAUGCCCAGAUUGAAACUUCUACAGAAAGCGCCGUGGCGCCCGAACCUGGCGCUGAAAUCGACACGGAUAUGGCCACCGUCAUAUCGAGCAUCAUGAAUCAUGCUGAGAGAGUCGAAGAACAGUGUGCAAUUGGUCAACAGCAGCUGACCGACACGGUUGACCAGACCGCUCCAAAAGGUCUGGUAUUCGUUAAGGCGAAUUCCCACCUCAAAAUCCAAAGCUUGCCGAUUCUUGACAAUCUGUCUACACAAAUCCUAUCGCUGCUUGCAAAGUCCACUUACCAAGACAUCACUUCGUUUGUUUCGGAACCCGAUUCAGAGAAUGGACAAGCGUACGCGACGAUGCGAUCACUCUUUGACCACACAAAGAAGGUGUAUUCUACCAAGAAGUCUUUUCUAUCUGCCACCGAGCUUGACCUCACGGAGUCUUCUCAAGUCGAUGUCAUCCGGAAGGCAAAUUUGGCAUCAUUUGUGUCCAGUAUUUUUGGGACACAGGAAAUUGGAUUCUCUGAGCUGAAUGAAAAUUUUCUCGACGUUUUUGUUCCCGAGGGUGGCCGUUUACUCAAGGUGCAAGGCGCGCUGUUCUUGGAGCUCAAGACACAAGCCUUCAUAGCUUCAAUGAACAACACUGAACGCACACGAACUGAGCUAUUAUACGAUCUAUUUCCAGAUGACCUAGAGCAAAAUCUUCUUGAUAGACGGCCUGGGACUCGCCAGCUUGCUCCGAGCGAAGCCGAUUUUGUGAAACGUGCUGGAUCGCGUCGUGAUAUCCUCCUUACUGAUAUCAACAAUGAAGAAGCGAUGAAGGCCUUGCCGGAUAAGUACCACUGGGAAGAUUUCUUGAGGGACUUGAGCUCGUAUAUUACGAAAAACUUCGAUGCGAUCAGUCACCCACAGGCAAAGAAAACAACCAAGGGCCGCCAGCCAUCUUCGUCCAAUGGUGAUUCCCAGGAUCCACCUAGUGCACCUCUUCAGGGCCAGUUUUCAGUUGCUCCCCAGCCUCAAGAUGUUCCAGUCGAUCGAAACAUGCACGGUGAUCUGGUGGCUCGUGCAGCUCGUGCAGCACAAAUUGCUCUGCAAGGCCAUGGGCUGAGACGCUCUCAGCAACAGUCCCAGCAGCAGCAACAACAACAGCAGCAACAGCAGCAGCCGCCGCAACCGCAACACCAUCAACAUCAUCAACAACCCCAGCCUCAGCAGCAACAGCAACAACCAAACCAGCAAUUACAGCAUCAUCACCAGCAUAUUCAACCGCCCCAGCAACCCCAACAACACCAGCACCAACACCAGCAAGCACCACAGCAUGCUCAGCAAGGAGGUCAGAUUCUUCAUGGGUAUUCUGCUGCGCAACCACCUAGCCAGCUUCCCCAACAAAACCCACACCAACCACAUUAUCAACAUAGUCCGACACCUCCAGGAUUUCAACAACAACCGGGGCAACUCACAUUCCAGCAAAGUCCUCUCCAAGCCAAUUUCCAACAGUACAACCCUGCUGGCGCCGUACCCAUGCCCCCAAGGCCAAAUACCACGGCAGCUAAUCAUGGUUACAUGCCUGGAAUUCCUCACUACUCUCAGUCCCAGCCCACUCAGGUUCUCUAUGAGCGCGCCCGCAUGGCAGCGUCAGCCAAGUCCUCACCGAGCAGCCGUAAAUCUGGACUUCCAAGCCAGCGUAGGCCCUGGACGACAGAAGAAGAAAAUGCUCUCAUGGCCGGACUUGACCGAGUCAAAGGACCGCAUUGGAGCCAGAUUCUGGCAAUGUUCGGGCCAGGAGGAACUAUCAGCGAAGCGCUGAAGGAUCGCAAUCAGGUUCAGCUCAAGGACAAAGCUCGCAAUCUCAAGCUCUUUUUCCUCAAAAGCGGGAUUGAGGUUCCUUACUAUCUGAAAUUUGUCACUGGAGAGCUCAAAACCCGUGCCCCUGCCCAGGCUGCCAAGCGGGAAGCGCGGGAGCGACAGAAGAAGCAGGGUGAAGAGGAUAAAGCCCACGUUGAAGGAAUCAAGGGUAUGAUGGCUCUUGCUGGCGCACACUCCCAGCAAGUCCCGAUGGCUCCCAACCCGCACGACAUGUCUGCAUCACCUGGCCUUCCAGACGCUGGUAGCCAUGCCGCGUUUGACCAGACUGCAGAGCAGAACCUGAUGCAGACUCUUGGACAAGAGGUGCAUGGGGAUCAGUUUGGACAACCCCAACAUCAUCAAGAACAUGUUGAUCCGACCAUGCACCUUCCACAAUAGAUGCUGGUGCUUCAGCGGGCAGUGUCGACAGACAUUUUGUCUGUUGUCCAACUCUCAGUCUGAUAAGUAUGAGUUCUGCUCUCGAAGAGCAAAGUGUGAAAAGUAUUUCGAGCGACAAGAUCGUCCUGUUCAGUUACCAAGGAUGAUCUGUAACAGUAAAUAUGUAUUAUCUAAAGUGGCGCCGAUAUCAGAUGAAAUAUUUUGUAAUUUUACUCUAGCCAAAUUGUGAAUUUAUCUUCUUUUAUAUAUAUAUUACCAUCAAAACCAAC